Molecule: messenger RNA, 1344 nt
Organism: Pieris macdunnoughi
Lineage: Eukaryota; Metazoa; Arthropoda; Insecta; Lepidoptera; Pieridae
Source: the annotation of a GenBank genome assembly
AUGGAAGACAGUGUAGCGUUAGAUUCAAGUAAACAGAAAGAAUUUGUAAAGUCGGUUAAGGGAAUAAAAAAAUUGUUAAAGAAAAAAGAUAAGAAAAAUGACAAAGAAGACAAAGAAGUAAUCAAAACUCCUCUCAAGCGCGUGAAACAUGGAAAGAUCAAGAAACGUAUUCCAAGAGGACUCGUAUAUUUAUCUCACAUCCCACAUGGUUUUUAUGAGAAUGAGAUGAGUCAAUACUUUCGUCAAUUUGGAAUGGUUACAAAUGUACGAGUUAUCCGUUCUAAACGAACGGGUAACUCCAAGGGAUAUGCAUUUGUGGAAUUUAAGGAUCCAACAGUAGCACAGGUUGUUGCAGAGACUAUGAAUAAUUACCUUAUGGGAAAGAGACUAAUCAAAGCUGUUUAUAUACCUCCAGAAAAACAAAAAAUUAGCGCCAAAAGAAUGCAUUGGACUCCCCAAAAUAACCCAACAGCUAAUAAGAGAAGGGCAGAGAAAAAGAAAAUCAAUGGCCCAAAAUCAGAAGAGGCAGAUACUAAGGCAGCAAAGAGUAUGUUGAAAACUUUACAACAAACAAAAAAGAAACUGAAGGAAAUAGGGAUAGCAUAUGACUUUUUUAAGCCAGUUGAUAUACCAGAAGGUAUUAAUUAUGUACAUGAUAAAGAUGAUACAGAUGAGAAAAAUGGUGACAUAAAGAAAGAAAUAAAGAAACAUGACAAGAAAGAAGUAAAAGUGGCAUCUGAAGGCAAGUUAGAUGUUAAGAAUACUGAUAAAAAACCAAAAGGUAAAAAUAUUAAAUUGAAUGCUACAACUGAUAAGAAAAAGUCUAAAGUCACAGAUAAAAUAAAUAAUCAAGAUGUUAAGAAAGACAUAAAAGGCAAACAGAGUGAUACUCUUCCAGUAAAGCAAGAAGAGGUUAAAAAAGAAAAAAAGAAAAUAGACAAAAUUCAAACAAUAAAGAAACAAAAAUUAGAAGAUCUAAAAGUUGAAUUGUUGGAAGACUUUAUUAAUAUACAAGAAUCUGAUGGAGAUAGUGAUGGUUCAUUGGAGUUUGAUUCUGAUGAAUUUGUUAAAGCAAUGGGGGAAGAGUCCUUUGAUUCCGAGGAUAAUUCAUCAGAUGAUGAAAGUAGUGCAAAUGAAGAACCAGCCAAGAUAGUUAUAGGCAGAAAACGUCAAGCUAAGAAAAAUGCACAACCAACUGGUAAUAAGAAUAUUAAAAAGCAAGGAAAGCCGGUUGUAGCUCCUAAAAGAAAAGCGGAACAGAAACCCGUACAGACUAAGAAAGUAAAGUUUGAGAAGCAGAAUAAUAAGAAGACUUUAAACAAAGUUAUUAAAAAGAAAAAAUAA